AUGGGAGAUUCGCAUCGAUGCUCUGUCCAUCUUGUCCUCGGCAGUGGCGCAGUUGCCGAUGUGUUAUUGUGGAAAAAUUGGUUUGGGAGUGCUGCUCUGCUUAUCGGUUGGUUAUUAUUUGAAAGAGCCGACUGUAAUCUCUUAUCAUUUAUUUCAAAUGUCUUAUUAUUGCUUGUAGUGAUCUUAUUCUUCUGGGCCAAAUCUGCAUUGCUUCUCAAUAGACCUCAGCCUCCUGUACCUAAUCUUGACAUUUCUGAGGAAUCUGUUGUGAAAGGCGCUGAUGAGAAGCUAGUUUAUGUGAAUGGAGCAUUAUCGAUUGCACNUCAUUUCUGUGAUUUUAGACCUCUGUUUCCUGUUCCUAAUCUUGACAUUUCUGAGGAAUCUGUUGUGAAAGGCGCUGAUGAGAUGCUAGUUUAUGUAAAUCGAGCAUUAUCCAUUGCACAUGACAUUGCCAUUGGUGGAAACUUGAGACUCUUUGUUCUGGUGAUUUACACAGUUUAA
Molecule: messenger RNA, 501 nt
Organism: Fraxinus pennsylvanica
Lineage: Eukaryota; Viridiplantae; Streptophyta; Magnoliopsida; Lamiales; Oleaceae
Source: the annotation of a GenBank genome assembly